AUGCCACUUGAACAAGUUGAAUGGUUUAUGAAACAAUCAAAACAUGACAAUGGUAAAGUACAAGCACGACAAUGUUGUACAUAUUAUUCAGUUCUAAAUGUCAAUAAACCAAACUACCCAUUUUUAAGUUCAUAUGAACAAGAACAAACAUGGACAUUAACACGAACAAUAUCAAAUAGUCAUAAACGAUAUCAAUCAUCAAUUGAUAAUAUUUAUUUGACAACACCAAAUCUAUCAUUGAAAACCAAAUAUAUCGAUUAUGACAAAAUGAAAAUCGAAAAUGAUCGUUCGCUUUCACUUUAUACAUCAUUACGACAUCGUACACCAUCAUCAUCACGUCGUUCCAUUAAUAUUAAAACAGAUUCACAUACUCAUCCUGAACAAAAAUCUUCACCAAUAAAAAUACGAAAUAAUAAUCAUAAUUCCAAUUUGAAUAAACCACAAUUAUUACCUAGACUUAUGCGUGUUAUUCAUGCUAAUGGUGAAUUACUCGUACGAAUUUAA
Adineta steineri is the source of this 504-nucleotide messenger RNA. The record is from the annotation of a GenBank genome assembly. NCBI's taxonomy places the organism in Eukaryota, Metazoa, Rotifera, Eurotatoria, Adinetida, Adinetidae.